Varanus komodoensis (Komodo dragon) is the source of this 1718-nucleotide messenger RNA. RefSeq names its product mitochondrial ribosomal protein L39 (gene MRPL39). Gene Ontology annotation, cellular component: mitochondrion. Gene Ontology annotation, molecular function: RNA binding; nucleotide binding. The record is from RefSeq and is a predicted model, not a curated record. The coding region runs from base 579 to 1658 and encodes 359 amino acids. The transcript is spliced from 9 exons. NCBI's taxonomy places the organism in Eukaryota, Metazoa, Chordata, Lepidosauria, Squamata, Varanidae.
GUUUUUCAAAUUAAGAUACUUUAAUUCCCCGUCUCUCUGAAAGAGUAAUCCUUGUGUGCUGGGACUGAGUGCUAUUUGUAGUCAUUGGUGAAGGUCACACGAUUUGCAUGUAUUCGAAAACAUUUUCUUUGUUGAUGCCACUGGAGCUUAAAAAAUUAUUAGAAAUGUUCUAAUAAAAAUAAAAAUAAUAACAAAAGCGGAUUCCUGGACUGUGAGCCAUGGCUCCAUCCAAUAAGCUCUGUUUGGUUGGUGUCAACGUUGUAUUAUAAUUACUGUUUUGUGAAAUAUGAAUGGCAAGAACAGCAAAGUUGGUAGGUUUGGCUUAUAUUUGGAAUAGUGUAUGCUGCAACUGGUGAUAGAAUACCUGCUCAAUGAACAGAACCUGUAAUGUUAUCACUGUGUAUUUUGGUAUGACCUCUAUGAUAGUACUAGAAUUUAUGGAGGACAGAUAAUAUUGUCAUCUCCCAAAAUUUUCUGGCAGAUAUCUGCUUUGCAGAAGUAGUCUUUUUCUCCCUCCUCCACUUUUCUUAUUUUGGUAGUAUAGAAAAACACAGUCAUUACUUAGUUUCACAGUUCAUAUGUCUUCUUCCUAUGUUAACAAUAGCUCCUGCCUUCAACAUAUUAGUGGAAACUGCUUCCAAUUAAAUUGGUGUUUGUCUUCUAUGAAAUGGUAUUUAAUGAGAGCUUUUUUCUUUGUAGGGUUUGUUUCAACAGCUUCUCCUCAGCUGUCAACAGCUCAGAUUGCACAGUUGCGCAAUGAUCUCUUUGCAAAAGAGAAAGAGAGACAAUUGUCUCUCUUUCCACGAAUUGAAAAGAUUGAAGUAAAGUAUGUUGGCAAGUCUCACCCAGGUGCUGUUUUUAUAAUGAAUAAAGGACUUUCUACUCCAUAUUCAUGUGCUAUGCAUUUAAGUGAAUGGCACUGUAAGCGAUCUGUCCUGGCCCUUGUAGAUGGUCAGUACUGGGAUAUGUACAAGCCUUUGACUCACUCGUGUGAAAUCCAGUUUCUUACUUUCAAAGAUGAAGAUCCAGAUGAAGUGAACAAAGCUUAUUGGCGCUCUUGUGCUAUGAUCCUGGGUUGUGUGUUAGAACAAGCAUUUAAAGAGGAAUACUCAGUCACUCUUGUGAGAGCUCCAGAAGUGCCAGUGAUAUCCGGAGCUUUCUGCUAUGAUGUAAUCUUGGACAGCAGACUUGAUGACUGGAAGCCAUCUGCGGAAAGUUUCCGUUCUCUUACAAGAGAUGUUCAUAAACUAAUUCAGAAGGACCUGGCAUUUGAAAUGCUUGAUGUUGAUGCAAAAGUGGCACUUGAAAUCUUUCAACAUAACAAGUUCAAACUGGACAUAGUUGAACAAAGAGCUUCACAAAAUCCUGAAGGAAGAGUAAGAGUACAAAGAUUUGGUGACUUUGUAGAUAUUGGUGAAGGUCCUCAUAUACCCCGAACUAGCUUCUGCUACCAAUAUGAUGUGACAGCAGCUCAUAAUCUUCAAAGCAGCCAGUCUGAACUUCUACGAAGAUUCCAGGGUGUCUCUGUUCCUAUUCAUUUAAAGCUUCAUCAUACUCUAUGGCACAGGUUGCGGGAAAGGUCUCAGAAACUGGUCAGCGAAGACAGAGCAAAGGAAGCAAAAGAUGGAAAUGAAAUCACAGAUACUGUAUCAGUCUAAGUCUUUUCGAUCUGCAUCCGGGGAACAAGUUUCAACAUUAAAUUGACAUUUUUUUAAGAA